ACUGGUACCACGACGUCAGUGUCUCUGGCUCUGAGCUGAGCUGGUCGGGGCCAGCAGCAACGUCACUCCCUGACGGCGGCAUCAGAGCAACGGACGGCCAUCCGCGCGGCGCAGUAGCAACUCGCUCGCGGAACUCAACGGAAGAAGACAACGUCGGACAGCGGCGCUUUGCACUGUUGUGGGACACAUCGGCUAGACGGCGACCCUGCGCGUUUGUACCUCAGCAUCUGAGUAAUACCCAAGACCUCAAGGCUUGAGCAAACCCAGGAUGGUGAUUACUAGCGUGGCAUCCCUCAGAAGGACAUCGCUGGCUGUAGAGGCAGAGAGCAGAUGUUUACUUUGAAGAGGAGCACUGUGGAGAGGAGGUAGUAACAGGUGCUGCUUGCCAAGGUGAAUUUGGAGGUGUGGAAGAGAGCUGAAGAUCAUGGGUAAAUCAAACAGCAAGCUCAAGCCUGAGGUGGUAGAGGAGUUAACAAGAAAAACCUACUUUACAGAGAAAGAGGUGCAGCAGUGGUACAAAGGCUUCAUCAAGGAUUGUCCCAGUGGACAGCUGGAUGCCGUGGGCUUUCAGAAGAUAUAUAAGCAGUUUUUUCCGUUUGGAGAUCCCACAAAGUUUGCUUCAUUUGUCUUCAAUGUAUUUGAUGAAAAUAAGGAUGGACGCAUUGAGUUCUCUGAGUUCAUCCAGGCCUUGUCAGUAACCUCCCGGGGGACUCUGGAUGAGAAACUGAGAUGGGCUUUCAAAUUGUAUGAUCUUGACAAUGAUGGCUACAUAACCCGUGAUGAGAUGUUAAACAUCGUUGAUGCGAUAUAUCAGAUGGUGGGGAACACGGUGGAGUUACCUGAGGAAGAAAACACACCAGAAAAGCGAGUGGAUCGUAUUUUUGCAAUGAUGGACAAGAAUGCAGAUGGGAAGCUGACUCUGCAGGAGUUUCAGGAAGGCUCCAAGGCAGACCCCUCUAUUGUUCAGGCCCUGUCGCUUUAUGAUGGACUUGUGUAGAAAUGUCAGAUGGGUCCAGUUCAGCAUCCUCCUGUCUAUUAAACACCAAUGCAGCGCCAUCGCACCUGUAAUGGGCUGAAGCCUCAUUUAAUCUGAUCACCCAAAGGUGGACUUCAAACUUUUGUUGCACGGCCCAUACAGCAUCUGUGUCAAGUAGCUGUUUGUCUACAUUUCCACUAAGGAUAGUGAACAAAAACUCCUCUGAUGUGACGGAGAAGUCAAGCCUGUCAGCACAACCCCUGGUCAUUUCUUUGUGCUCCUACAGCUGCGUAGCGCCCUGCACACCUGUGAGCAUUGUGGGCAGUGUUCAAGCAUCUUUGCAAGCGCAGUAUUGCGGUUUUCCAGUGGACAAUCCAAGGAAACAAGCUCCCUGCAAAAAUGUUUGUGUGUUUCUUGGUCACAUGCUCUAAAGCACUGGAUGUGAGUGAACUGCUCAGAGAGACUGUGUUGCUGCUUCAUCACCACAUGGAAAGACUUUCAAUUUCAGUCUGAGAAAAUUGUGUUACUCAGUGAUAACAUGAACACUAACUUAAAGUUACAAAGCAGUAUAGUGUAUAUUGUAUAAUGUAAAUAUAAUGGUAAUUUAUUUUCUGCUUUGCUGCGUUUAUGAGAAUUUCCUCAUAAAUAUGGAUUGAAAUUUUUAUUUUUACCAAAAGUUAAAAAUAUUGCACUGUACUUUUCCUUGUUAUUAUUAUUGAUGGAUUGUUCCUUUUUCACUUUGAGGUUUCCUUUUCUUGAUUUUAUCUGAAGAGGAAUGUUUAAGUAGCACAGAGUUUUCUAUAGAUUAUUUUAUUAUGUUUGCAGUCCGUCCAGCCUGUUGUGUUUUCAUUUUCCUGUUAGCACGAGCAAAUAGUGUUGGUCCUGUUGCAUACUUACAUCCUGAACGACAUGACCAAGCAACUAAACAAAUUCUCACAGCUUUACAUUAGAAUUGAGGCUGAGUGUUUCUUUUAAGAGCAUUGCACUCUGUCCUUGCCAACACAAAGCCCUGCUCAUUGAGAGCCACUAACAAGACACCAAUGCUGGUAGUAAAGCUUCUGUGAGUCCAUUGGUUGCAAUUGUCUACUUGGUAUUUGUCCUGUGUGAGGCCUGAGCAUGCCAUACCUUUUUCCACACUUUGAUUAUUUAUUUUAUCUACAUUCUAUUUUAUUGGAUCUACAUGUUUUUUUUCCAUCAGCUACACUGAUGUUUUAUGCCUUAUGCAAAUUAUUAUUUACCUAUUUGUUAAUGUCAUUUCUUUGUUUAAUUGUAUAAGAGCACAGAAUAAAAUGCAUUUAAGUGGCUAAAAUUUCAAUUACUGUAUUUUUAGUUUGUAAAGGAUAAAAAAACCUUAAUUAGUUUUUAUAUACAGGUGUUUUGGAUCAUUUUAAGAGGCUGCUUUGUAGAUUGAUUGUUGCUCAUGUGUUUUAUUUUUAGAAUUUUAAAACUUCCGUGAUGAUAAUCACAAUUUAAGAUAACAUCCAAUAUUGCACAGACUCUAAUGCAUUGUAUUAAAAAUGGAAUCUGUUCUAGGUCCAGUAUUGCUCUGCUGCCCCACCGAUAACGAAAGGUGUCAUGUUGAGCUUCAGUGCCUGUUAUGCUUUGCAGCACAGAAUAACUUGCCAACUUGCUCUGUGGUGUAAGCCUUCACUGUAUGGAUGUGUGAUGAACAAUGAACUAUGAAACUGUGAUGUCUUGCAUUGAUCGAUGAAUUAAUGAAGCUUGGCGGCUUUUGAUCCUUGGAUCUGCUCAGAGCCGCUUUUUGUUUUCUUCUCAUCAAGGACAUACAAGUGAUAUCAAGAGGAGGAAAUGUCCAGAGCUUUGACCAGAGACUGUUAUGUCCUUUGGCUACAUCCUUGAUUCUUCUUUUUUUUUUUCUUUUUUUGUAUUUGCAGCAUGUGUUACUAAGUGCAGUAAAACACAAGUGUAUUUUGAAG
Melanotaenia boesemani (Boeseman's rainbowfish) is the source of this 2913-nucleotide messenger RNA. It is a transcript of the gene ncs1b, whose product is annotated as neuronal calcium sensor 1b. The transcript has 10 exons. The coding region runs from base 425 to 997 and encodes 190 amino acids. NCBI's taxonomy places the organism in Eukaryota, Metazoa, Chordata, Actinopteri, Atheriniformes, Melanotaeniidae. The record is from RefSeq and is a predicted model, not a curated record. Gene Ontology annotation, molecular function: calcium sensitive guanylate cyclase activator activity; calcium ion binding.